UUCAUCGGGUUCAUCGGGUUCAUCGGGAGAAAAGGAUUAGGGUUCGUCGAGAGUGAGUUGUUUUUACAAGAACCGUGAAAAUGGAAGAAGAUAAAGUAAACGGAUGGUUUGUAAAAAGUAAAAGGUAAGUAUCGGUUUGGUCUCGUUUUGGUUAAUUAGAUUGGUUUCAUUGAGUGGUUAACUAGAUGUCUCUGGUCUGGUUGAGGGUUAUAUUAGUAAACUCUGCAUAGAGAAAGUGUGCUGUAUCAUAUUGUGUCUCUGAGUGAUAUUAAUAAGACAACAUGUGUCUCUGAGGGUAAAAAUUUCUUGAAAAUUAGAUCGAUAGCGACUUGUGUGUCCCUCUAACACACCAAACAUAUCAACUCUAUUAUCGAAAUACAUCUCUAUUCAACAACAGCUUAGUCAAAUGGUACGUCGCCAUUUAAUUUUUAAUGUUAACGCAAAACAAAGUCGACUACUAAUAAACCGGUAUUUAACCAAUAAUAGAUGCGUUUUUGGCAUAUAUUAACCAAAAAGUGAAAGGACGCGAAGGUAGAAAUAUAGGUAGAACUUAGAACAAGCAGGAUAAACUGGUUUACACAAAUAUGUAAUUUCAUAAUUAAUUAUUAAUAAAACACUUGUUGUGUUUAAAAGCAGUUGGAAAACGGCCUGAAAAGCAAUAGGAGAUCUUAAUUCGAUAUCCUUAGAACAUGAUUAAUGGAAGUUUUUAGGGAUGGAAUUUUUAGCGUAAUAUUUAAGAAUUUGUUCUUAAUUUUUUUAAUUAAAAUUAAGAAUCGAUUCUUAAAUUACGUUAAGAACACUAUCUUUAGGAAACUCCAUUAAUCAUGGUCUUAUAUAUUCUAUAAAUUAACAUGUAUUACAAAACUGAUACGGUGAAUAUAAAUUAGUGAGUAUGAACAUGAGGUCACAUCAUAUAUACACGCGUAACUUGACACAUCGUAAGUACGGUGUGAGAUAGUACGUACAUUCAUACUAUAUAUAUCACCAUUGAAAUAAAAUGAGAAACGUACAAAACAAUAUAAUAAAUGGUUGUCUCCCCCUUGAAUUAAGAUGACUGUACAAAGUAAUCUAUAUACAUGUGAAUUAAUGUGGUAAACUACAUAUAUAACCGGGUCACCAUUUCAAACAUUGGUGGAAACGUAGCAUAAAGCCACCGUAUCCGUGCACAUGCGCGUAUAUGGAUAUGCCAACUAAACUAUCUCAAAAGUAUUAGUGCUAUUACGAGUUUGAUUGGUAAUGCAUAUUUGAGUAGAGUAAAUAAUUAGAGCUGGAAGCGUUGUUUUUGGUUUGAUACUACGACUAAGAAAAAAAAAAACUACGACUAAGAACUGCUUAAGAAAACCAAAUAAUCACACAUCUUUUUAUUUCAGAAACACACGGUUAGUUUUCCUUUUCCAUGUCUUUAGACAACAAGAAAAUGUAAAACUAUAACUUAGGAUAAAAACUGUAUUGUUAUGGAUUUUGACUAGUUCACAAGUAGUAGAUACUUUGAAAUAUAAUAAGUGAAUACAACUGUUGGCUCAGAUCUCAACGAGUAAAUGAUGUGGUUAUUACUUGGCUCGGUACGUACGGAUUCAUUAAUAAAAGAUUGAUAAACUGCAUUCAUUAACGAUGCAGUUUUUGUUUUGUUUUUCUUAAAAAAGCAGUUGUUUCGUUCAUAACUUUUCAUUUAUAUUUUCGCAGAAAUUCACAAACUUAUUUUAUUCUUAACUAGAGUACUGUUGAGUUUCAUAUUGUAUAUGGCGUGUGUUUUCUGUUUAUAAAUCUAAUCAACAUGAAUAUCGCUUUAUUAAAAAAAAAAACAAUAACAACAAAAUAAUUAAUUUCUGAAUCACGAAAUCGUUAACUUGGAUUUAGUUCUCUUUAUUUAGACCUUAAAUUGCUCACUAAAUCAUUAAAACCAAGCAUCUUAGAUUUUGUUCUUAGCAUAUAAUGAAACUUUUUUCAAUUAUAUAUUCUUACAAUAUAGUAUUAGAAAAUGGCAUACUUUGACGUAAUCUUAAUUAGACCGUACAUAAGAUAUCUGUAAGCUCGCCAGGAGGUGAGUUCACAUCGAACCACGAGGCUCGUAUCUGUUUUCAAGUACCACACCGUACCUAACAUGGAGACAACCAUAUCCUUCUGACAGCAUUCAAAUUUGUCACUUUUUAAUGUCUGCAAGAAUCUUUCGAUCUGUGAAAUGGUAAUUAUAGGCAGCUUGAUGUAUUUAAUUUAAGGAUGGAGGAAUACUAUAAUCGUUUAAAAUACGAUUGAUUUGAUUUAAUUAUUUGGUUCCUGCAAAUUUUUCUUGGUCCUCCAAUUAAAUGCAUUCAAUGAUUAUGUCUUUAUUAGUAGUAAUAAUACCCAACUUGUAAUACACGUACAAGUUGGCUGAACUUCCUAUUAAUGAAAGAAAAUCAUUUUACUAAGUAAAAAACUUACGAAAAAAUCCACUAAAACUACGAACGACACCUAGUAAAUCUAGUAUAGAUUAAAAGCUAAACAUCGUUGAUGAUCAAAGAUAAAUUCUAGGGUGAAUAAAUAGAUUGUAAAUGAUUACGUAGUAGUAAUAAGAUAUAAAGUCAAAGGAUGAGAGUGUGAUAGCGUAACAGCCAAAGCCUAGCUGGAAAUCACAAGGACGAAUUAAACAAUGCCAGCGAGGAUUCUCUUAAAGGGUAAAAUCGUCCAAUCAAGUUUAGUCGAACGAGGAGGACGCGGGGUUGGUUUCAGUGAAAGAGAAAAGUGCACCGACGCGACGACAAGUAGGAGUGAAGAGAACCACCCUACGUUUCGGUGCACCGUCUCGUACUCUAUUAUUGCUCAACUUUUCCCGAGAGAGGGAGUACGGCCACUUUUUGCUUUGUUGACCUUUUCUGGAUUCAUAGUCUCGUGUUGACUGACUCGUUCAAAAAACUCGUCUACAGUCUCUCGGCUUGCUCUUUUGUGAUCAUAACUUUUUUUUCAUUGCUUCAUUUAUUAGACGGUAGAGUAGAAGAAUAAAGGCCAAGGAGUAAACUCAAAAGGCCAAUUAGGACAUGACUGGUUUAAAGGUAAUGGUUGCAUGUGCAGUUGCAGAGAUUUAUACAUAUCAUAAGUUUUAAGUUAUUUGUAGGACUAAUAUAAGAUAUAUGACUGAUUAACUAUAAGAUAUUUAUGACAUUAAAUAUUUACGAAGGUUAUAUUUACAUUGUAAAAAAAAAUUUGUUUGGUUUAUACAUAUAUAUAUAUGUUUAUAUAUUAAUGUCUCAAAUUAAUAUUUUUGGUUUAUUUUUUCAAAUAAUAUAAGUUAUGAUACUGUUAGUGAAUAUAAAAUAAAAUAAUAUUUCAGUUUUAAAUUUUUAAAAAUAUUUUUUUAUUUAUCUUUGUCGUCGGGAAGAUUUUAGAAAGUUUGAAAUGGUUUGUAAUUUUUUUUUGUAAUUGAUGUAAAACGUCAACAAGGCAACAACCAUUACUAUCCAUAAUUAAUACGUUAUUGUUUUUUACAAAAAUAUUUAUUCAAUUUUUUUUCCUGGCAAUAAUUGAAUAUCGUACUAAGUGAAAACAAAUGAAAAAUGAAUUAAAUGAAAGCAUAGAACUCAGUGCCGUGCGAAGAUUUUUAGGGGCCCGAGACGAGUUAAAAAAAAUUUACAUGAUAUUUUUUUUUGAAAUAGUUCUAUUUAAAUUUGAAUUAUAUAAAUUUUUUUUUUGAAAUAUAUAUAUGUAAUGCUAAAAAGUUUUGAUUUAUUACCUAAACAAUUUCUAAAUUUUCUGCACCAGACUUUUAUAAACUAAAAAAUAAAAUAAUGAUCAAAAGUAGGAAUUAGUAAUAUAGAAACAAAAAUACAAAUUUUGGAUUGAAAUGUUGAUCGCUGAUAAUCAAAUUCUAUAAAAUAUAUAAAAUAAAUCUAACUCAUAACAUAUAAAAAGAUGAAAUGUAGAUCAUAUACUUACAGUUAAUUAGAAGUAGAAUAUUUAUAGUUUUACAUAAAAUAUAGUAAAAUUGAUCAUAAAUUAGUUUUUUUUAAAACAGAAGUCAAAUUUAGAAUCAAAUAAUAAUAAAAAUAUCACUAAGAGAAUACAUUAACUACCAUGUAAAAAAAAAUUGUAAUUAAGGGCCCUAAAAAUUUUACAAAAUUUGGGGGCCCUAGGCAAAUACCUUUUUCAUUAAGCUGUAAGCACGGCUCUGAUAGAACUACAUAUUAUUGUGUUGAGGUGGAAGAACAUAACACAUGUAAGUAAGACAAAAUAAAUAUUGUCAUCAUCAGUUAUAUCAGGGACGUCCCUUUCAACAUUAGGACCAAAACUUAUGGUUAUAUCCUAAUUAAUGAAUGUUCCAUAUAGGUCAUAUAGUAUUAAGUAUAUCUAGUUCAACUGCUUUGGAAACCAUAUGUUAUAUCAAGAUACCUUUUUGUUGUUGUUGCCAAAUACAUGAUAAGUAGUAUAUAGUUAUGAAUACGUGAAUUUGUAUCAUCGACAUCUAGAGAUUCAGCUUUGUAAGUUAUCUCUUACAGUCAUUUUGAAGCUUUGUCUAACGGCCUAAUACAUCUAUUAGUCAAUUGUAUGUGAUCUAAACAAUAACAAAUACUAUUAUUAUUUAUUAUCACUAAGUAAUAGGAUUGCACAAAUUAACUGACAAUGUAACAUGAUACACAUGUUAUUUACUACACAUAAAACCUAUUUAAAAUAAAAACUAGUAAGAAGCUAGAGAAUUGCUAUGCAAGUCAUGGGAUUUUAAGGUCUCAGUCAAAGGGGUGAUAACAUCAAGACUUUUUAACAUUUUGAUGGGGAGAGGGGGUCAAUCACUUCAUGUUAGAGAACUUGAACCGCAAGUUGAUCUAAGAAAAAUAUUCAUAAAACAAGUUUGAUUACUGGUAUAUGUAGUCAAAACAUUAAGUGUCACCCAAGAAAAUUAUGGUCAAGUCAACUAAGCUGAUUUAAAUAAAAAGCGAAAAUGAACCAUUUAAAAAGUUAAAGUAAUGUUGGUCUUUUGAAUUAUUAGCUUACAUGGACGAGUCCUUUUUUCUGGCUACUGAAAAUAAUCAAGCCACGAAGACAUCAAGACAUUGGUAUUGCUUAUGAUGAUGAUCACCAGCCAACCACGUAGUUAUUUAUACUAUUGAAAUCCAAAUCGUACAUAUUAUUAUGUAAUUAUUGGAUAAUCAUAAAUUAUAAAUCAGUGGAACAUCUUAGUUAGGAUAGGUAUGACCAUGCAUAUUACAUGCCUUUCAGUUCAAAACCAUAAGGUGAUCAGAUCUAGAAGAAGAUGAUCUGCAUCCAAAAAUCAAUUAAGAGACUUGAUUUGUUUAAGGACCCACAUAUAAACAGUACUACAGCUAAUCGAUAACAAUCAUGCAGAUUAGGUAAAACAUGUUUAGUAGUUGUAUGAAUUUUAUAUUCAUAUUAUGGUCUGGCUAUUAUACUAUUAGAAUUUUGAGACUGUAGCAAAUGCACAUGUAAAUAAAAAGAUAUUUAAUCAACUUCUUGAGUUUCUUUUCAGAUAGCUCUAUAUCAUUGUGAAGAAAAAUGUUAAAUAUCCUCAUACCUUCAGUUUACCGUUAUUUACAUUAGCUAUAUAGAUAUUAGACUACAAUAGUUUCAUUACAAUAUAACGGAAAAACCUUUCAGCUGCAACAAUUCGAGAUUGAUUAAAAUAAGAAUAUGUAUAAUAUAAUCAAGGGAAAUCAUCAGAUUCACAAGAAAAACAACCAAUUGAUCAAUGUGUGCUUGUAUUUGUGAGUAACCCAUAACAAUUUUACAAACUAAGAAAAUAUGAAAUAAAUAAAUAAACCCAAAAAAGAUUUUCAAGUCAAAGCCAUAAGAAACUGCAAUUAAGAGACACAUAUCCAUAAUGGUACAAAGCUGGCUUGCACAACAGCAACCUCAAUAUAGAGCCAUAGAUUCAAUGCAAUGUAUACCUUCCAUGAAAAAAAAAUCUGAUCUUCUGUCUCUUUCCAUCUGAUUUUAUUAUCCAUAUAUUUCCUUUACUAUUUGUGAUUCUUGUGUUCUGAGUCUUUGUGUGGAGUGUUUUCAUUGGUUCAUGACAAGUUAAGCAAGUUUCAAACAUUAUAAGCCAUUUCUGGUAAUCUCAUAGCUCACCUGUCAUCGUCCCAACUUACCUGUUACCUAGAGGAAAUCAAGCAAUUCAGAUGCAUUGAUCUCUCAAUCUCACCUAACAUUCCAUUUUUAAAUCUUAAUUUUAAAACAAAAAAAAAUCAAUAUUACUCUGCAUAUAAUUUGUAAAUCUGAAAUAUCCAUGAUUACAAAGUAAACAAGAUGGAUUACGUUUAGAAUAUGAUGUAAAAAUAGAAGAUGUAGUUUUGAAUAUAAUAACAUUCUGAUUCCUUCAGUUCAGAAAAAAAACAUUCUGAUUCCUCCUUAUCCUAAAAUGUACAGAGACAAGUACAACUAGCUGUACUUGGACUUAGCUUAGAGUCAUUGAAAAUAUUGUUGACAUAAAUGUGAACAGGUUUAGGAGACUAAAUGCAGCAACAAGGUACUACGGAAACUAAGAUCAGGGAAUUAUUUAGUUUAAUUAAUGAGCCACUACUGAAGCCACAUGGGCAUUGUGAUAAGUUUUGGAGACAAAGUUUAAAUGAUAUGGUUUAGCUAGGCGUAACAUUAGCUGGAUCAGUCCUUUGACACAAUAAUCUCUAUAGCGAUUGAGCAGUUUCCGAAAAACAUUUUUCAUGCAUGAAUUUGGUAGGCACUAGAAACAUGAUGACUCUGCGUUAGAGAUCUUCUUAGACAAAGACUGGAUCUGUUUGGUUUUGCAGUUAUAAGAACAUCUAGUAAAUUUCUCAGUAGAAGUACAACAUCAUUUGUGUCACUUCUGUCGGGUUCAAGUUCCGUGGGAUUAGGCCCUGUCUCAUAAACAAAAUUAACUUGGGUCUACCUCAUUUUUUUUCAUACGUUACACAAGUGAUUUAAAGAAGAAUAAAUAGAGCACGAGAAAAUGCAAGUUGCAAGGAGCCAGUUUUUUUUUUUUUUUUGCAUUUGUCUACAUGUUCCACUGGUUGUAACUACAUCCGAUUUUGUAUGAGAUGUAUAUGACGUAGAAUCAACUAUCUACCAGCUUGAUAUCAGCACAUUUAUACUAAAUCUCUUAUAGGGACUUAGAAACAGGGGAGUGGUCAAAAAGAGAAACACGAAGCUCACAGUUUCCGAUGUUGUUAAACGUCCCAGGCGGUCGAGUAACUCAAGGCCAACAAGUCAACUCUCAAGAGUCACUUACCAACACAAACACUAAUAACAUUCAGUGAUCCAUACAAAUAUACAUGAAUGUAAUUUUUUAUAACUGCAGACUGCAGUACAGAAGUCGAAUUUAAUCAAACUAAGAAUCAAAGCGAUAAUCACACACACUUAAUUCUAAUCAGUAUAUUUUGGUCAAACAUUUAUUAUCAGUACAUAUUUGUCCCUAUGUAUCUAAAAAUGAAUACUUUCUUCAACUCUGUUAAUAUGGCAGAUAAAGUAUUACUUUGCUUUCAACUCAUUUGUUAAUUUAAUAUCAAAUAACAUUAUAAUAGAAAGUAAGAAAUCAUACAUUUUAAGAAAAUAGAUUAAUUACCCAGUUCAGUCGAGUUAUGUAUUAAAUUUUAAACUUAUAUUCAGGACCGGACCUGAUAUAUGUGGGUCCAGAAGCAAUUAAAAUUUAUUUGGCCCUACAACAACUAUUUUAAAAAAAAUCACUGUGAUUUUGCUGUAUACGGGCUCAAACUCAGUACCCUAGGUUAUUUACAACCAAAUUUUACCAUCUGAACUAUCAGAUAUUUAAUGUAUUUGGCCCCUAAAUUAUUUCUAACACCAUCGCCUUCAAGCUAAUGCUUGAUGAGCUUGUGCUCAGGCCCAGCUCUGCUUAUACUUCAGAAUCGCAAUGUAACAAAACUAACGACGAACCCUAAAAUUCAAAACAGGGAAACUAAGAAUUUCUAUGGCAACACAAACGAGCAACAGACUCCCAAUUAUGCAGAUAACAAGACAGUUUAGAAAACGUUAAAGAACCUUCAAUUGAUGAAAGCAUCAUUUAUUCGAAACGCAAAUAAUCUAACACGCAAUAGUGUAAAGCCCAUUGUAUAAAGCAAGGCAUAAACUUAACUUUUCUAGCAAUCCAAGCAAUAUCGUAAAGCCAACCAUACCUUCCUUCCACAAAACGACGAUUAGUUCUCUAUAAAUCUAACGAAUGUUGUCAAUAAAUAAAGACUAAAGUAAUAAACAAACAAACUUUUACCCAAAAAAAAGUAACAAAAACCCCUAUGGAAAAUCGCAUGACCACUUUUCAUCCUAAACAUUUCCUUGAGUCUGAUCUACAUCCGGACUUUGCUGGUGCAAAGAAAUGCGUUAUUUGUGAGAAAUGGAUCUCUACUCGGCCUAAUCAUUUGUAUUGUCGUCCAUGCAAUUUAUGUUUUCACAAAGAAUGUUCAACCAGUUUGAUGGAGAAUCUGACAAUAGAUCGUCCAGUGACACAUGAACAUACGCUCACCUUCAUUCGCCAAAAGAACUCUUUCAACUGUGUUGCUUGCGGAAUGGUCGUCGCUAACAAAGAGAUGAAUUUCUACGGUAUGUACGAGAUAAAUAUGUACGGAUGUUUGCCCUGCAACUUCUUUAUCCACAGAGAUUGUAUGUAUUUACCAAAGGUUAUAAAGCUCACUCGUCACUCUCACCGCUUGUUUCAUACUUAUCAAGUUCCUGAUCACAACACGAAAUGUCGAAUAUGUUAUGACCCGUUUGUUUGCGGAAGUGGAGGAUAUAUUUGUAGUGACAAGACGUGUGAUUAUAAACUUCACUCGCAAUGUGCAACGCGUAAAGAGAUUUGGGAUGGCAAAGAUGUGGAGAGAGAACCUGAAGAAAUUAGUAACUCUGAAGAUGUUACUAUGAAGUUUUCAUCGUUGGAGGAGGUAGAUGGCAAAACACUCCGUCAUUUUAGUCAUCACCAUGAUUUAAUUAGGCUUUGUGUCAAUGGUGGAGAAGAAGAAAACAAACGAGUAUGCCAAGCAUGCAUUCUUCGCAUUGGCUCUAAUAGUUUCUUGGGUUGUAAAGAAUGUGAUUUUGCACUCCAUGACACGUGUGCAAGGCUACCUCGGAAGAUGGAACACCUGUUUCACCGCCAUUCACUAACCCUAGAGGUGGACAUGAUGAACAUCAAAGAAGGGUUCUUCAGAUGUUCUAAAUGUGAACGAGAAUCAUGUGGUUUCAUGUAUUGGUGCUGCCAAGAGGAAUGUGACUUUAAAAUGGAUGCAAAGUGUGCUUCCCUUGCUGGUCCAUUAUACAGUGAAACCCACAAACACCCUCUCACUCUAUUAGACUAUGGGGCACGUUGUUACGAAUGCUAUGAAUGUCCAUUCUCUUUGGAUUCAAAACAAGCAACUUUGCCGGUGUUGGUAAAAUGCAACUAUGACAUUCAUCCACUUACCCUAUGUUUUGGUAGACAUAUUAUGUGCCCAUGGCGGCCCUUUUCUUGUGAAAUCUGUGAAAUAAGAAUAAAACCUGAUUAUCCGGAUUACGAAGAUCUCUACGGCUGCUUCGAUUGCAACACCCUUGUACACGUUGAGUGUGCAAUAGGGAAAUACCCGUAUCUGAAGCCUGGCCAUACGAUCAAACUGAAUGGUUUUGAGAUUGAGAUUGCAUCCAACAGUUUUUCUCGGCCUAUAUGUCACGCAUGUCACUCUACCUGCCAAGAUAAACUGGUUUUCAAGAAUAAGAGCAGUGCCAUCUCUUUCUGUUCUAUCAACUGUAUAACCUCUUCAUAGAAAACCCUACUGCAAUCUUACAUGUGUAGAGUGCUUGCGUAAAAUAAGUAUUUUCUUUUACUUUUCUAAUUUGAAGUCUAUAUAAAAAAUAAGAUCUUGCUUUGCUUUCAGGUUUGUUGUAAUUUAAACUACCAUGAAUAGAACAACUUUGCAAGAUAACUUUAUAAAAAAAUGGUCAACUUCAAGAAAAUAUAUUAUAGCUAUGUUAGUUUAUUUUAUAUAUUGAAUUUUGAAAACAUACUUCAAGAUGGCAAUGUUUCAAGAUUUCUGAGACACAUAAUUCCAAGUCUCGGCCUCAAUGGCAACAAGCCAACAACAACAUACUUUUUACAUAUUUUAUUGUUUUUAUAUUUUUUAAAAUAUUUGUCUUCUAAAAUAAAUAAUAUAUUUAUCCAUGUCCAUACUAUUAAUUAUCUGAAAAGUGAAUUAUAGCUAUGUUAAUUUACAUAUUUUAUUGCUUUGCAAAAGUGAUCAUUAUCUAAAACUUAUAUAUAUAUAUAUAUAUAUAUAUAUAUAUAUAUAUAUAUAUAUAUAUAUAUAUAUAUAUAGUGUUAUUAUCCACAAAUACUCGGCACCCUAGGUUAUUUACAACCAAAUUUUACCAUCUGAACUAUCAGAUAUUUAAUGUAUUUGGCCCCUAAAUUAUUUCUAACACCAUCGCCUUCAAGCUAAUGCUUGAUGAGCUUGUUCUCGGCCCAGCUCUGCUUAUACUUCAGAAUCGCAAUGUAGCAAAACUAACGACGAACCCUAAAAUUCAAAACAGGGAAACUAAGAAUUUCUAUGGCAACACAAACGAGCAACAGACUCCCAAUUAUGCAGAUGACAAGACAGUUUAGAAAAAGUUAAAGAACCUUCAAUUGAUGAAAGCACCAUUUAUUCGAAACGCAAAUAAUCUAACACGCAAUAGUGUAAAGCCCAUUGUAUAAAGCAAGGCAUAAACUUAACUUUUCUAGCAAUCCAAGCAAUAUCGUAAAGCCAACCAUACCUUCCUUCCACAUAACGACGAUUAGUUCUCUAUAAAUCUAACGAAUGUUGUCAAUAAAUAAAGACUAAAGUAAUAAACAAACAAACUUUUACCCAAAAAAAAGUAACAAAAACCCCUAUGGAAAAUCGCAUGACCACUUUUCAUCCUAAACAUUUCCUUGAGUCUGAUCUACAUCCGGACUUUGCUGGUGCAAAGAAAUGCGUUAUUUGUGAAAAAUGGAUCUCUACUCGGCCUAAUCAUUUGUAUUGUCGUCCAUGCAAUUUAUGUUUUCACAACGAAUGUUCAACCAGUUUGAUGGAGAAUCUGACAAUAGAUCGUCCAGCGACACAUGAACAUACGCUCACCUUCAUUCGCCAAAAGAACUCUUUCAACUGUGUUGCUUGCAGAAUGGUCGUCGCUAACAAAGAGAUGAAUUUCUACGGUAUGUACGAGAUAAAUAUGUACGGAUGUUUGCCCUGCAACUUCUUUAUCCACAGAGAUUGUAUGUUUUUACCAAAGGUGAUAAAGCUCACUCGUCACUCACACCGCUUGUUUCAUACUUUUCAAGUUCCUGAUUACAACACGAACUGUCGAAUAUGUGGUGACCCGUUUGUUUGCGGAAGUGGAGGAUAUAUUUGUACUGACGAGACGUGUGAUUAUAAACUUCACUCAUAUUGUGCAACGCAUAAAAAGAUUUGGGAUGGCAAAGAUGUGGAGCGAGAACCUGAAGAAAUUAGUAACUCUGAAGAUGUUACGUUUUCAUCGUUGGAGGAGGUAGAUGGCAAAACAAUCCGUCAUUUUAGUCAUCACCAUGAUUUAGUGAGACAAUAUGUCAAUGGUGGAGAAGAAGAAAACAAACGAGUAUGCCAAGCAUGCAUCCUUGGCAUUGGCUCCGGUCCUUUCUUGGGUUGUAAAGAAUGUGAUUUUGCACUCCACGACACGUGUGCAAGGCUACCUCGGAAGAUGGAACACCCUUUUCACCGCCAUCCAAUAACCCUAGAGGUGGACAUGAUGAACAUCAAAGAAGGGUUCUUCAGAUGUUCUAAAUGUGAACGAGAAUCAUGUGGUUUCAUGUAUCGAUGCUGCCAAGAGGAAUGUGAGUUUAAAAUGGAUACAAGGUGUGCUUCACUUGCUGAUCCAUUAUACAAUGGAGCCCACCAACACCCUCUCACUCUCUUAGGCCGUGGGGCACGUUGUUACAAAUGCGGUUUCUAUUUGGAUUCAGAACAAGCAACUCUGCCGGUGUUGGUAAAAUGCAACUAUGACAUUCAUCCACUUACCCUAUUUUUAGGUAUAUCAAUUAAUAUGUGGCCAUGGAAGCCCUUUGCUUGUGAAGUCUGUGAACUAAGAAUCAAACCUACUUAUCCGGAUUACCAAGAUCUCUACGGCUGCUUCGACUGCGACACCGUUGUACACGUUGAGUGUGCAAUAGGAAAAUACCCGUAUCUGAAACCUGGCCAUACGAUCAAGUUGAAUGGUUUUGAGAUUGAGAUUGCAUCCAACAGUACUCUUUCUCGGCCUAUAUGUCAUGCAUGUCACUCUAUCUGCCAAGAUAAACUGGUUUUCAAUAAUAAGAGCAGUGCCAUCUCUUUCUGUUCGAUCAACUGUAUAACCUCUUCAUAGAAAACCCUACUGCAAUCUUACAUGUGUAGAGUGCUUGCGUAAAAUAAGUAUUUUCUUUUACUUUUCUAAUUUGAAGUCUAUAUAAAAAAUAAGAUCUUGCUUUGCUUUCAGGUUAGUUUACAUGAUAUGGUUUAACUAGGCAUAACAUUAGCUGGAUCAGUCCUUUGACACAAUAAUCUCUAUAGCGAUUGAGCAGUUUCCGAAAAACAUGUUUCAUGCAUGAAUUUGUUAGAGGAACAUCUAGUAAAUUUCUCAGUAGAAGUACAACAUCAUUUGUGUCACUUCGGUCGGAUUCAAGUUCCGUGGGAUUAGGCCCUGUCUCAGAAACGAAAUUAACCUGGGUCAACUCUCUACCAUAUCUGGCUUCAGAGAAAUAAUAUCCUCCAUAACCAAGUUCUUAUCCCUCCGCACACGGUCUUCAGGAUUAUUGAUCGAGAGGUGCGAAAUAUUCUCUUAGGAAGGAGAGGAAGGAGAAAAUACAACACUCUCUUGUCUUCUUGGCUUAAGUUUGAGUAAGUUCUGUUUUAGAAAUCUGUAAAACUCCCUCUAAUAUUUCCUUGUUUUUCUUUUUUUUGUCUUGGAAGUGUUGUCUUUAGGAUUACAAUUUUGUAAGAUCCUUUUUUCAUAUUACAUGAUAUUAACGUUUUAGCAAAAAAAAAAAACUUGGGUCUACCUCAUUUUUUUCAUACGUUACACUAGUGAUUCAAAGAAGAAAAAAUAGAGCACGAGAAUAUAACUUGCAGUUUCUUUUUUUUUUGAAAAAAUGUUAAAUUUAUUCAAAAAAAAACUUUUUUACAAUGUCUGUAACU
Brassica rapa (field mustard) is the source of this 13097-nucleotide messenger RNA. RefSeq lists its product as uncharacterized. Lineage: Eukaryota; Viridiplantae; Streptophyta; Magnoliopsida; Brassicales; Brassicaceae. The record is from RefSeq and is a predicted model, not a curated record.